This is a messenger RNA of Racocetra fulgida, 574 nucleotides long. The record is from the annotation of a GenBank genome assembly. Lineage: Eukaryota; Fungi; Glomeromycota; Glomeromycetes; Diversisporales; Gigasporaceae.
CAAGCUGUCGUGACAGAAUCUUGCACAAUUACUUCAGAUUCUAAUGCACAGUCCAUUGCCGCUCCUUCUGAGAAUGUUUGUGCACAGUGUUUAUCUGCUACUGUUCCCUCAGCAAUGAUUUCGCCUGAUGACUUAUUGCCAUGCCCAAAUGAUUAUACUAUUAAAUGUUCUCAUUGCCAACCUUCUUUAAAUAAUGCGGCAAAUAAUUAUCAUCAUGUCAAAACAACGGGGACAACAAGCUAUCCGAUUCAUUUAGCAACGGUUUGUAAUAAAUGCCAGAGCAAUUUCACACAAGGUCUAUUUUGUCCAAUGUGUCUCAAAACCUACUCAGAAGAUGGGCAAGAAAAUGAUGACGACAAGUAUAUGGUCUGCUGCGAUAUAUGCGAUCGAUGGAUUCACGCUAGGUGUGAUGAUGUUCUUACACCUGAAAAAUAUCAAGAAUUGGCAGAUAUUCCAGAUGCUAAAUACACAUGUCCAUUAUGCGAAGGUCGUAUUCGACCACUAGAAGGAAAUAAGGUGCAACAAAACGCUUUGUCUGGGAAUCCAUCGGCUAAACCUGUGGCAAUGAUUCCAA